AUGGCAAGCCUUAUUAAGUCUCAAAUUAUCAAGAAUUUGGCCAGGUAUACCAAGAAUCUCUCCGCUGACAAUGUCAAUCUCAGCUUAUUUAAAGGUGAAGGCGAAUUCUUAAAUCUACAGCUGGAUGAAAAUGUCCUCCAUUCAGUCCUACAUAUGCCUCAAUGGCUGCGCAUCGAGAAAGUAACUUGCAAUCGAGUAUCAUGGAAGAUACCUUGGACCAAGCUUAAAACUGAAGCUAUUGCCAUUAAAUUUGAUGCAAUCUACGUGGAAAUCAGUGCUAUUGGACCAAAUGAUAAACCAAAUAGUAGUGUCCAGUUAGCCAAUACAACAUCAACGAAAUAUGGCUUUAUCGACAAAGUUAUCGAUAGUAUAUGUUUUAGUAUCAAUUCUGUCGACAUUAAAUUUGGAUCACCUGGAUUUCAAGCACUUUUACAUGCCUCAAGAAUUCAAUUAAGGAGUACCAAUCCAUUGUGGCAGGUUGCCGAUCUAAGAUCAACACGGAUUGUACAUGAUAAGAGCGAUCAAGUAAUAUUUUUUAAGGAAGUUUUGCUAUCUGCUAUAAAGCUAGAAGCAUCGGUUACUGCUGGCUGUGAAGAUAAACCUACUCCAUUACGAUUAAUUACCAGCCAUUCUAGUCUGAAGAUUACUGUGAAAAAGAGAAUAAGCGAUUCUGGAAUUAUUUGUGGUAAAUUAGAACUUGUUCUUGAUGAUAUAUUGUGGGUUUUGAGUGAGAAACAAUUGAAAGCUUCUGUCGCCUUUGUUAAAUCUGUUGUGGAUAUUAUGCGCCAAUCUCAUGAACACACUAGAAAUACUACGAAAGAUGAUAAGCAAACUACUGGGUCUACAAAUUCUGAAAAGAAUCCCAUGAAAUACGAUCUGGAAACCCCAUACGCCCAAAGCCCUGUCAAUAUGAGCGAUAAACCGAUCGAUCGGCUAUUUUGGCGUUAUAAUGUUUUAGAGACAUCGUUUCAUAUUGUCACUUCCAGGAUAGACUUUCACUUUUGUGGAGGUUUACAAAGUAGGAGAGAUAGUAGCACGAUGCAGGUAUUACUUGAUAGAUUAUCAUUGGAUUACUAUCCUGAACAUAUCGCUGGAGCAACAAGGCAACAUUGGCAAAAACAUGAUAAUAUAAGUUUGUCGCGAAGUACAUGGAGUCAUCAGCUACUAACAUCAUUUUUUGACAAUAACCCUCAUCUUAAUGGAUACAAAAAAUUUUUAUUCGAGGGUGCUUUGCUCAUGAGGUAA
Trichoplax adhaerens is the source of this 1245-nucleotide messenger RNA. RefSeq lists its product as uncharacterized. The record is from RefSeq and is a predicted model, not a curated record. Lineage: Eukaryota; Metazoa; Placozoa; Uniplacotomia; Trichoplacea; Trichoplacidae. Bases 1 to 1245 code for a protein of 414 amino acids. The transcript has 6 exons.